GGAUUUGCACGGACCAUGGCAGCAGCGACUGGCCGCGUCAACAAGCACGGCGAGCCCGUGGUGAAGGCCGGCGUGCUCUUCAAGAAGGGCUCUGGCGGCGGCCUCCUCAAGCGCAAGAACUGGAAGCCGCGGUACUUUGAGCUCACGCAGAACGCGCUGCGGUACUUUACCUUCCAGGACGGCGAGGUCAAGGGCGAGAUCAUGCUCAAGACGUGCGGCGAAGACGUGCUCGAGAUCAUGCCGGCCGACUCGAUGAAGACGGGCGGGUCGGCUUCGACGAUCUGGCGCAUCGCGAUCAACGCGCCGUCGCGCCGGCUCCUCAUUGCCGCGGGCACCGAGCACGAGAUGAAUGACUGGGUCGACGCGCUCCUCGCGGUCUUCCACGCCAACACGAAUGGCACCGACGUCUUCCAGCAGGCGCGCGGCAGCCUCGCGGCCAAGGAGCUCGACUUUGCCUCGAUGCCCCACAUCAAAAAGUCGAUCGCGUCGCCGAGCCGGUCGAGCGCGUCAGGUGGCAGCAGCAUGUUUGUGCGCCCGUCCCAGACCUACUACGUCGAGCAAGAGGUCACGCGCGCGCCGCCAUCGUACGUGGAAGAAGAGAUCUCUCGACCCAUGCCCAAGGCUUCCUCACCACCGUCGUCGUCGUCGCCGCCGUCGUCGAUCUACGUGCCGACGCCCGAGCCCAUCUUGUAUGCACCGACGCACCCCGACCACAUUGUCCACCACGAAGCGCCGCCGACGCCGAUCAUCACGCCAGUGAUCACACCCGUCACGACGGAGGCGCGCAAGAGUGAGAAGGGUCCGAACUUUGAUCCGUCGGGCGAAUACGCCUUUUAGUAGUUAAAGCAUCCGUCAUAAUAUAGAAAAAAACUCGUGGAGAUCGC
Molecule: messenger RNA, 884 nt
Organism: Saprolegnia parasitica CBS 223.65
Lineage: Eukaryota; Oomycota; Saprolegniomycetes; Saprolegniales; Saprolegniaceae
Exons: 1
Coding region: 16-837 (273 amino acids)
Biological process (GO): actin cytoskeleton organization
Cellular component (GO): plasma membrane
Source: RefSeq, a predicted model, not a curated record